GAGAGGCUACACUCUGGCAGCUCUUGUGAAGCCUGCAGCAUAACGCUCUCAAGCAGAGACCGGAGAGGACAUGUCGACAAUGCUGCUGCAAGGAUUCAGGGACUGGGUCCCGGGACACGCCAACUGGAGUGGAGAGGCCGUCUUUGGAGAGGCUACACUUACCCUCACAACUCUCGCGAAGCCUGCAGCUUAUCAUUCUCAAGCAGAGACUGGAGGGGAAAUGUCGACAAUGCUGCUGCAAGGACUCUGGGACUGGGUCCUAGCACAUGCCGACUGGCUCCACUCUCCAUUUUUUCCAGUGCUCUUCUCCCUGGGAACCUACCUGUUCUUCUGUCUGCCUUACGUGGCUCUGGAUCUUCUAUCUCCACACGUGGAGCUCAUCCGCCGCUACAAGAUCCAGCCAAAGCACCAUGUGUCCUGGAGGGUGAUGUGGACUUGUCUGGCCCACUCUCUGUACAACCACCUGGUGUUCAUCUUCCCUCUCACUGUCAUCCACUGGUAUUGGAGGCAGGUGAGCUUGCCUACUGAAGCACCACACGUGCUAAAGGUGGCACAGGACAUGGUCACCUGUUUGCUGAUGUUUGACUUCCAAUAUUUCGUGUGGCACAUGUUGCACCACAAGGUGCCCUGGCUGUACCGCACGUUCCACAAGGUGCACCACAAGUAUACGUCAACGUUUGCCCUGAGUACGGAGUACUCCGGAAUGUGGGAGACUCUCUCGCUGGGGUUCUUUGCUGCCAUCAACCCCCAGCUGCUGGGCUGCCAUCCGCUCACUGAGCUGAUGUUCUUCGUCCUCAACAUCUGGCUGUCUGUGGAGGACCACUGUGGAUACGACUUCCCCUGGGCCACUCACCACCUGGUGCCUUUUGGUCUUUUUGGGGGAGCACCCCACCAUGACCUCCAUCAUCUCAAGUUCAAGUCCAACUAUGCCCCGUACUUCACACACUGGGACAAACUGUUUGGAACUCUACACGAGGACUAAUAUGAAGAGACUGAUGCUGAAACCCAAAGUUCCUAUGUGGACAUUUAUUUGCAAACCCAAAGUUCCUAUGUGGACAUUUAUUUGCAAACCCAAAGUUCCUAUGUGGACAUUUAUUUGCAAACAUGCUGCCACCAGUGUGCCCCACACUGCACACACUGGGACAAACUGUUUGGAAUGCUACACGAAGACUAAAAAGACUGAAGUGAACUUGCAAAAUACAGAUACUUGGACAUUUAUUUGCAAACCCAAGUUCACUAUGUGGACAUUCAUUUGCAAACGGCGCUGGCACCACUAUGAAUUCUGUGAAUUCGAACCAUUAAAUCAUAUUUAUGAAAAAAUAAUUUAUUGAAUUAUUUUAAUUAAGCACCUUUCAAUUAUAAAAGAACAUAUUUUUGUAAACCUGCUUAUUUAAUAUAUAUAUAUAUAUAUUAUCACAUUGU
This is a messenger RNA of Engraulis encrasicolus (European anchovy), 1422 nucleotides long. RefSeq names its product cholesterol 25-hydroxylase-like protein. Lineage: Eukaryota; Metazoa; Chordata; Actinopteri; Clupeiformes; Engraulidae. Gene Ontology annotation, cellular component: endoplasmic reticulum membrane. The coding region runs from base 71 to 982 and encodes 303 amino acids. Gene Ontology annotation, biological process: sterol biosynthetic process; cholesterol metabolic process. The transcript has a single exon. Gene Ontology annotation, molecular function: C-4 methylsterol oxidase activity; iron ion binding; steroid hydroxylase activity. The record is from RefSeq and is a predicted model, not a curated record.